AUGCCUAAGACCCAUGACGGAGGCGGGAGGGAUGCCUCGGACACGGAAUGGCUGUUUGAUUUUCUCCUCAGCGUCUUCAAAUCGCCGUCGUGGGACCUAGCAGUGAUGGGUUUCAUUGAUGAGAAUUGCGCUGUCUUUGACACAGAGGAGGAGAACAAACUGUCGUACACAACGCUUCACCGCCAAUUCAAGGACUUGGUCGAGACGCUGUGCGCGAACAGCCUCGCUGAGGUAGGCGUCGCAGUGGGAGACUUUGUCGAUGCUCUUGAAGCCUCAAGAUUCAGCCAGGACAUCAGCACGGCUGUGUACCAACAGCUCUUGGCGCUAGACGAUUUCGUUACCUUCAAGAAGCUCAUGGUAAAACGAAACGUGGAGUUGGAGCUUGAAGCUGUGCAUGCGCUACAGAAACAGGGGGUGCCCAUUCAGCACGGCAUCGAAGACAGCGGCGUUUCUGGCGAUGAGGAGCUGGCCGGCAACGGCGAAGAAAAAUCGAUGUCGGCAUCGAACGGCGAGUCUAAGCGGGACAAGGCGGCCGCCAGGCCCGGGCGUGGAAGAAGUGCGCUGGAUAGGCAACUGCGCAAGGCAAUGGAUGCCAACCUACAAGAGCUUGAACUCAUGCACAAAAGGGAAGAGGUCGAGCAAGCUGAGCUCGAGCAAGCCAUCGCCAUGUCACUCGCGCUGGAGGCGAAGAGGAGCGAACAGGCCACCCUCCAAGAGUGCCUCGACGGCGUCGGCGAUGUCAGCGGGCCACGGUUCGGGUCGGUCCCCACGGGCUCGCAGACCGGAAAAUCGCUUCAGGCUGGCUGCAAGGGCGGGGACGACCCCGAUGGCGACGGCGACCGGGCGGGCGGCGGUGGGGUUUCCAGGCGGCGCCAGAGCAAAGAGCGGGACGCUGCGAGAGAGUUGGCUGACGUAGCUGACGACGCACCGGCCGAGGCCAAGCGCGACUUCAUCGGAGAAGGGGGAGGAGCGGAGGAGAAACAUCGAUCGUCGUCGUCGUCCUCGUUGUCGUGUUUGGGCGGCCUGAAGAAAGGGACCGGCGCCAAGGCCCUGCCCCCUUUGUCGAAGACCCCGGUAGUAGGAGAAAUCGUGGCGCCUUUCAGGGGAGGGAGCGGUGAGGGUGUGGAGGGAUGCAGCAUCAGCAGCAGCACUGCGACCAUGAUCCGAGAUCCCGAUGUAGAGUCCGCUGAGCGCAGGCGCGAGGCCCGGGCAGCAUCGGAGAAGGCCAGGAAAUUUCUGGAGGAGCGCCGGCAGGCGCAGAAGGCCUUAAAGGCGCAGUCGGAGGUCAGCGAGGAGGACAGCGCUCAGCGGGAGCGCCACCUGAAGAACAUGCGCGAUCGCAUCGUCAGCGCCAAGCGGGCAGGGCGCGAAGAGGAGGCCUCCAAGGCCGCCUCCGACUCAGCCGCAGCCGCGGAACGGGGGGAGCGAGCGGCUCUGCCCCGCACCGGUGGGAUUUCUACCUCUUCGUCGCCCGCUUCUGGUGCCGCUGCUCAAGGUUCUGGGCGUCGCGCCGACGGCGGCGGCGACGCGGCGAUCAUUGUGAACGGGGAGGGAGUAGAGGAGGACUUCGCCGACGAACAGAGGCGCAUGAUGCGGGUGGCCCUCGCCCGGCACAUGAAGCGAGAGCUCCUCGAGAGCGAGCAGGAACGCCUCACCAAGGUCCAGGCGGACCAACUCGCCGACCUCAACGGCAAGCUGCGCCUAGUAGAGAAGCUAAGGAACGAGAACUCGGAGAGGGAGGCGGAGAUUGCAGCAGCCCUUCGGCAGCAGCAGCGCCAGCGCGCGCGGAACGUGGCAACGUCGGCGGCUACAGCCCGAGGAGGCGACGAAGAGUUCACGUUCGGUGAAACAAGUUAA
This is a messenger RNA of Ectocarpus siliculosus, 1857 nucleotides long. Lineage: Eukaryota; Phaeophyceae; Ectocarpales; Ectocarpaceae. The record is from the annotation of a GenBank genome assembly.